UAUUAUGAAAAAUGUAGGGCCUACAAUGCCCAUUCAUAUUCUCUAUUCCUAAUACCACCUGUAGAUGGCGCCUUUUUCACAUUCUCGGGUUGUUCUGCAGCUGAAGAAUGGACUACAAUUAAUUUAUUUAUUUUUGUGUGCAAUUUGAUGCAAACCUAGUAUGACAUAAUGUUAUACAUGUAUACACGGAAAAAAAGACAAGAAAAAAUAUUUGGAGGAUUUACGACGUUGAUGACCGUUGAAAUGCACGUCAUCACGUCUUGCGUACAACAUAGAGGCUAGUGGCAGUGCGCGCGCGGGCAAGUCGUCAAGUCGAAGCAGCUCGACAAGAUUGGCGCUUUUAUCAGGUGAGUAAUAAACAUCUCAUUAAAUAAAACAUAAUUGGGUAACUUUGAAAACUUAGAAGAUUGUGUUUUGGUUAAAUAUUUGACGUUGCAAUGAGUAUUUUGUUCUUUUUGGUGAAUUGAAAUUUCCCGCCAUUUGUGAAGGAUUCUGAGGUAACAGUUAACGUAAUUUAACAGAGUUAUUGUUUUUUUAAAAUGUCUAUUUUGAAAUGUCACGAGUACUGUUAGUUUUUCAAUUUUUGUUCGUACUAAUAAAAAUGCCCUAACGUUUGAAUCUCUUUCCCGAUACGAUUCGACAAAACGCAACAUAACCAAUUGUAAUUCAAAAUUGUGUCCACUAUAUGUGAAAUUAACAUGACGUACAUCAUUAUGUCUUUAUCAGUGCAGUUGAAUCGUCGAAUCGUCGUAUACUGUACACAACGAGUUCGCCAGUAACACAUUCAGAACGCGUUCAGAACGACGACUUGCACACGAAUGACUCAUUUGAACCACUUCAUUUAAGCUAUUGAACUUUUCAGUCACUAUAGGGAAUAUAAGAGAUCAUUGAAUCAUUUAAAAUGAACCACAGGGAAUGCAAGAUGUGAAUGAGCUUUGAUCAAUAGUAAGACGUAUUAAUUCAGUUGGCCAUUGUGGGCUGAAAAGUUAGUUGAAGAUGAUAAAAGCUUUAUUUGAUUAAAAAAAUAAAAAUAAUUCCUGUUUGGUUGAAUAAGUAAUGUUUUAUAUAACUUAAUAAUUGUCUUUUUCAUCAAAUUUUAUUAGAUAUAAUAAUAAUAAUAAUAAUAAUAAGUUGAAGUCACUUUGGUUAAGCCACUUAAAGGUACGGUACAAGUCAAGAUCAGGAUGACACCACCUCCGCCUCAUAAUGUCUACUGUUAUUUCCCAUAAAACGCAACAAGCUAAACAGCACAGACAGUUAUCGCCAAAAUAAAAACACAUAAAACAAAGAUCCUAUGUGAUCAGCCUAUAGCCUAUGGGCUGUUUGGUGUAACAAUGGACCGAGUUCCACAUCUUUCCCCUCACCAAACACAUAAAUACGAUUACGAUUCUCAUGUAUUCGAUUCGAUUUCACAAUGCGGCUGCCACAGAUCUUAUAUUAUUUUAUGUGACUAAUUAUAUAUUGAUAUUUGAUAAUACAUGUACCAAAGUAAUGCAUGAGUCCCGCUCUUGACUUAGGGCAGAGCUACAUAGGCAGUGCGUUUUUAUUUUUUUAUUUUUUUUUAUGUAAAUUAUUUUUUUGUAAACACCAAAAAACAACAGCAAUAUAUCGAUGAAUGGCAUCAGAAAACCAGCAGUAGGUUAUAAUCGAUUAUGGUUUAGUACUGCUGAAGUGUCAAUGUCUGCAUUGCGAAGCAUCGUAAAAAUAUUUAUUUUAGCACCUCUAUAUGCUAAAUUUAAUUUAUCGUUUAAGUGUCUAUAGAUGGAUAAUACAACUAACGUAUUAAAAUACUAACAAGGAAGUAUCUGGUUUUGACUGAGGUUGAUGCAAAAAGUUCAGUAUAGAGUUUAUUUUUUAUUUUUUUGUCUGUUAAUUAAUGAUGGUAUUCCUUACUGCUGAAAUGCAUGAUAAUUUGUUUUAAUGUUUAAAAAUAUAACAAAGGCCCAUGCAUUGGCAUUAUUCCACAACAUCUUUGUAAAUAUAUGUAAAUGUUUUAGAGAUCCAUAUGGACUCCUCUUAUUUUGCAGCUACUUGUGAUGCUAAAUAAUGGCAUACCACAGAAACUGGAGGAAACGUCAUGCUGAAGUGCUGUCUCUUGCAGAUGAUGAUUCAAAUAGCAGUGAUACAGAUGGGUUACUGAGGGCUCGGUUCAGUGAGGAUGAAACUGAUUCUUUGCCACCUUCAGCCGAUGGCAACAUUUCAGAUUAUGACUCUGAUGCGUUAGUGCUGUCUUCUGACACUGACUCUGAGGUUGCUGACUAUUUGUGUGAUGAUUCUGCAGAGGAAACUGCUCCUGAUCUGGGAGAGGAAAUUGCAGCAUGGGCAGCUACCAACAAAUGCAAGCGAUCUGGACUAAAUGAACUACUAGAUAUUCUAAGGCGCCAAGGACAUCGCCUCCCCAAGGAUGCCAGAACCCUGCUGAAAACCCCUAAAAGAGUGGAAGUAGUUGAUCUGUGUGGUGGUCAAUAUGCCUACUUUGGUAUUGCAUCAGGAGUACUGAAGGUUUUAUCCCAGAAUCCUGUUUUCCAUGAAGACCGAAUAGAUAUGUGCUUUAACAUUGAUGGCAUUCCAUUAUUUAAAUCAUCAAGUCUGCAAAUGUGGCCAAUCCUGUGCAGUUUCCAUGAUUUUGCACCCUUCAUUGUGGCACUCUAUUGUGGAAAAGCAAAACCGAGCCCAGUUAAAGAUUACCUCUCUGAUUUUCUACAGGAGUUGCAGCAACUUAUGCAAGAUGGCAUAGUCCAUGGAGAGAAAGCACUGCAAGUGACUGUAAAAUCCUUUGUUUGUGAUGCACCAGCUCGAUCAUUCCUGAAAUGCAUAAAGAAUCACAAUAGCUACUUCGCAUGUGAGCGCUGCACAGUUAAAGGCACCUAUGUGGGACGAGUUGUUCUUGGUGCUACAUCGCCUGGUGUUGUUGCAAGGUCUGAAGCAGAUUUCAGUAGACUUGCCUACAAAGACCAUCAAAUUGAGAAAUCCCCACUGACACUAGCUGGAAUUCCAUGUGUUCGGCCAUUUGCAUUGGACUACAUGCACUUGGUGUGUUUGGGUGUAGUUAGGAGAAUGCUUCACUACAUGCAGAGAGGACCCCACACAUGCAGACUGUCAUUUCAGCAAAGGAGUGACAUUUCAGUUAAACUAAAGGCAUUGAAUGGAGAACUACCUAGUGAGUUUGCACGGCAACCUAGGACUUUACUGGAAUUGGACAGAUGGAAGGCUACAGAACUUAGACAGUUUCUCCUUUAUACUGGACCAGUGGUUCUAAGAAAAGUGGUUUCACAUGCUGUAUACAAACACUUUCUUUCCUUGAUGGUUGCGGUGUCCGUCCUUUUGAAUUCGGAUGAUGCAGACCGUAAGGAACACUUAGACUAUGCUCGAGAGCUACUCAUGUACUAUGUGAAGAAGUGUGAGGCUAUAUAUGGAAACACCUUCGCUGUAUACAAUGUUCAUUCACUAAUUCACUUACCAGAUGAUGUGGAACACUUCAACUGUUCACUGAAUGGGAUUUCAUGCUUUCCAUUUGAGAACUACCUGCAGACUCUAAAGAAAAUGGUCAGACAAUCUCGCAAUCCUAUAGCCCAAGUUGCCAAGCGUCUAGCAGAAAUUGAAAAUUCUACAAAAUCUAGGCCUUUUACCAAAGAGAGCUUUACUCGCAUAUCCACAAGGCCAAGAGAUUGUUGUUUCAUCCUUCAGAACAAGGACUAUGUCUUUGUGAAGGAAAUGCAUGAAGAUGGCACCUUGGUUUGCGAUGUGCUACACCAAUGCAACACAGAGAGUUUCUUCACUGAUCCUUGUGAUUCUAAACUGCUCCACAUCGUCCGUGUUAGAGAUAUCAGCAGAACUAGACGUCGACUGAUCAGCAAACAGCAGUUGAUUCGUAAAGUUGUCUGUCUGCCAGCCAACCCUGGUGAAGCUGACACAGGAUUCAUUUUGUUCCCCAUGUUGCAUGAAAUAGAACGUAACUGAAUUGUACAUGAUGUGGGUCAGGGCGGUUUGGAAAGAGCCAAAUGGAGAGGAGGAGGGAGUCAUCCCCGAGGUUUGGGUGAAGGACAACAUGGUACACUGGCCACCAGGGGCUAAUGUAACUAAAGCAGCUAAAGAGAUGCGAAC
Carassius auratus (goldfish) is the source of this 4104-nucleotide messenger RNA. RefSeq names its product serine/arginine repetitive matrix protein 5-like. The record is from RefSeq and is a predicted model, not a curated record. NCBI's taxonomy places the organism in Eukaryota, Metazoa, Chordata, Actinopteri, Cypriniformes, Cyprinidae. The transcript is spliced from 2 exons. Bases 2047 to 3960 code for a protein of 637 amino acids.